Molecule: messenger RNA, 334 nt
Organism: Ilex paraguariensis (yerba mate)
Lineage: Eukaryota; Viridiplantae; Streptophyta; Magnoliopsida; Aquifoliales; Aquifoliaceae
Source: the annotation of a GenBank genome assembly
UGUACUGUGGUUUAUGAUGCAACUUCUUGUUGUCAUUCUUUUCACAUGUGCCCACUAUUUCUGAGACAAAAUGGAGUUCCCAAAGGCUUAUAAGCGACCAAUUCCCAGAAUCUACAACAACGUGCUGCAAGAGCUAAUUGUCCAGCAACAUCUAAUGAGGUACAAGAGGACAUAUCGUUAUGACGCUGUAUUUGCCCUUGGUCUUGUUACUGCGUACGAUCAGCUCAUGGAGGGGUACCCAAGUGACGAAGACCGGGAUACCAUCUUCAAAGCAUAUACUGGAGCACCAAAGGAGGAUCCAGAGAAACACAGGUCAGCAGUAAUGCAGUGGUGA